This is a messenger RNA of Zootermopsis nevadensis, 2777 nucleotides long. RefSeq lists its product as uncharacterized. The record is from RefSeq and is a predicted model, not a curated record. NCBI's taxonomy places the organism in Eukaryota, Metazoa, Arthropoda, Insecta, Blattodea, Termopsidae.
ACUGAAGUGAAACAGUUUAAUAUUGUCUGUCUUUGACCUGCAUGUUUCUCCUUCAAAUCUACUUAUCAAAUAUAAGUGGAAUUGGUGUUUGUGGUAUAUGUUCAGUUACUAGCAUUUGCCUGGAGGUACUGAUGAACACCAUACAUGUCAGUCAGGAUAGCAGGUUUCUGGGCUGAGACAUUAAUUCAAGACCUCUUGAAUAUGAGGUGGAAUUCUAACCACUCGGUUAUAACAGUUGGCUGUGCACCCCCUCCAACAAGAUAUGCGCCAAAGACUGACAGCCAAAUCAAGGGAAUUGUUUCAUAUGAAAAGCAGACGACUGCCCGGUUUGAUGCUGGGAAAUUCCACAGCGAAAAUGAAGGUGGAAGAAUGCCCAGGACAAACACUACAUUGAGCCAGAACUUGGAUAAAGAAAAGGGAAAAAUGAGAACAUGUGAUACUGAAUUUAUGUGCGAGACACCAAGGAGCAGAAAGCUUACAAUGGAAAAAGAAUUACCCGAAGAACAGGAAAGCAUUGUGGAAGAGUGUUCAUGUCUGGAUAGUCAGUAUGACAGUGUACUGAACUCACAUGAAUUAUAUUUGAAAUCAUUGGAAGAGAAUAAUUCAGCUGAUUUGAGGAGAAUAAAUAUUUCCUUAAGUACCACAGAAGCAGCUGAAUGCAGCUCAGAUGGUUGUGACAUAACAGUUACAGAAUCAACACCAAAUGACCAAGACCAAAUAUCUGAGCUUUGGUGUGAACUGCAAGCUUGUCAGGUACAGCUAAAAUCAGAUGAAGACUACUUGAAGAGGGAAGAGGAGGAAGCUGCAUUCUUGGAGGAAGUCAACAAAGCAGUCUAUGAUCGGAUGCGUGUCCAGCAGAAAUUAGUUUUAGAUGCCAUCAACAAGAAUGAACAGUUGCAAGAGAUAAAGAACAGGCAACAGUUAAUGAUUGACCAGAAGGAUCCUGUGAUGUGUCAACAAUGCACAUUCUCAAUAGGAUGUGAAGAAUUACAGCAAGACAAACAGGCAGACAAGGUGAAUAAAGAGACUUCAUUGCGUGCAUAUGAAGAAAAAUUGAAAGUGGAUAGAAUAGUUACAGAAGUGGGACAUUUAAAAGAUACUCUGAAAAAAAUGCAAGAGGAGAAAAUCAGAUACAAAGCGCACCGCUUAUCCCGUGAUGGACAUAUUGCACAGCUGGAGCGUGCCAUUCAGAAGACAGAACGUGAAAAAAAAUGAAAUUCUCAGAUGUGGAAUUAUGCGAAACUGAAUGGUGCUACUGGCGAAAUUGUCUGUUUCUUGUAUCCAGACAUCGACUGUGAGACACCUUCAGCAUUUCCAGUAUGAAAGUAUAUGAAGUUAACAAAUUUGAACUCUGUAGAUGACUGCCUUCUGGGCAUUGCCUCCAAGUUAUGUGAUGCUUCAAAAGGCUUGCUUACUUCCUUCAUCAUCACAGCAGUAAGACCAAUUGGAGAAUAGGGUGAGGACAGAGCGAUCAGUUGCAGGAAGGGGCACACUACAGUGAACUGUAGAAUACAGAACUGUUCCUUGCUCCUUUACCUGGUCACAGUGGAAUGGUUGGUCUUUCCAAUGCAGCCCUGACCACAUUUGCAGGGCAUGCUUCCCAUGUAGAAGGCCCGCAUACUCAUCGCUGUGCACAGACAGCAGCCUGCUGACAGAUGGUAAAAAGGUGAUGGAGACAGGGUUCUCUGGAGUGUUUGGUGGAUUGAGAACCAAUUGAAUCUUAUGGUUACUGUAGCUGUUCUGCUGAAAGUUGCCCUGAGAAACUCCAUUGCUGGGUGCUCACAAAUUCUACUGUAACCCCUAUCUCAGUUCUGACUACCACCACCCUUCCUACAAAUAGGCUGUACUCCAUGGUGGUGCACAGGGUCAGAUCUGUUUGUGACCAGGAAAACUCUCAGGGCCACUUUUAGGCAGAAUAGCUACAGCGACUAGUCAAUCUGACAGGCUGUCUCUCAACCGGAGAGUAGAAGCAUGACCUUCAGCUGAAUCAGCAGGCUUCUGUCAUGGCACAUCAAAUCUGUGGGGCUUCCCCAAGGAAGAUUUUCAGUUCCUUUCAGCAUGUGACGGACUGCUUAGGACUCAUUAUUCCACGUAUAUACACAGUGCCCUACAAAUGUGGUCAGGUCUACAGUGGGCAGACCAGCUGUUCCUCCAAAUCCAGAUACAUGUGCCAGGUGAUCAGGGAGACAAUUGGGAUUGUUAUACCCUCAUAUGAACAAGAAUUAUGAUCUACACCAGAGCCACUCCAUCAAAGGACAUAACAGGCCUCUGCUACAGAAGCAGUGCUUGUCCUGAGAUGGCUACUAGGCCAGUACAUGCCCUUAUCAGGAGUGAGUGAGUUACAAAUAUCCCCAGUGUCCUUUGUCCCCUAUUCCUUAUUUUGCUCUUUUUUAUCCUUGUGGUCUGCCCCUUCUUCCAUUUCUCCCUUGCUCUCUUUUUCCUCACCUGAUCCCUGUCCCCUUUGCCAUUUGUCUGGCCAAGGUUCUAACUAUUCCAACAUGUUCCUGUAUCUUGGUGAUAUUUUUCAUGCGGAGCUUACUCAACACUCAGAUGAUGGAGGUGGUGACCACCUUUGAAGUGUCAGUAAACUUCUACCAAACUACACAAUGCAACAUUCUUACCACAAGAACAACAAAUGUACACUUCAAAUAUAGUUUUGGCAAUAACCAUCGGUGCAAUAGGGAAUGUAUGAAUGUAAAUUGAAAGUGUAAAAUAAAUUGUCUAAAUUUCAGUGUUUUUACAGAAUUGGUAAUUAAACUGUGUUCUUCAAAUUGAAA